Camarhynchus parvulus is the source of this 6684-nucleotide messenger RNA. It is a transcript of the gene RALA, whose product is annotated as RAS like proto-oncogene A. The transcript has 5 exons. The coding region runs from base 4237 to 4857 and encodes 206 amino acids. Lineage: Eukaryota; Metazoa; Chordata; Aves; Passeriformes; Thraupidae. Gene Ontology annotation, biological process: Ras protein signal transduction; regulation of exocytosis. Gene Ontology annotation, molecular function: GTPase activity; GDP binding; GTP binding. Gene Ontology annotation, cellular component: plasma membrane. The record is from RefSeq and is a predicted model, not a curated record.
UUAGUAUAUGUGUAGUCAGUCACCAUAGUAAAUAUGUUCUGUGGGUGUGGGAGGCAUAAGCACCUGCUAAGGUGUGCCCUAGAAAGCUUUGGAAAGAAGGAUUCUUACGAAACCUUGAAUGCGAUUUAGUUGCUUGUUAAACUCAUGGGAAGCUUCAAAUUUUAAUUCCUAGUUCAACAUGUUUAUAUCAAAGGAUUAUUUUCAGGACAUAGGGAAAUACUUGCUGUGAAAGUUUCUAACUUGUUAUGAGGCUGAGUUUCAGGAGGCCUGUUUUGUUAUCUAAUGAGAUUACUCAUUACUAAGAUAGGUUUGAACAUUUGGAUUCCUUCUUCUCUUUCUUGUCUACUACUUAAAGUUUGUAGUGGUUAUUUAACAUUUUAAAUACUUGUUUUACCUGAAUAAAAUACUGAUGUUACUUCCUGCUGGAGUUUGGAUAUUGUGCAUUGAAACUGUAAUAAAACACCAUUAGACUUGAUGACACAGCAAUAAUGGUGAUCUAACUUUUAAAACUUCCUUAUUCUCUAGUUCUUAAACCAGCUGGUAUUGUGUUCCAUCUCUGUCCUCACAUAUCCUAUCAAUCUCUGGGCCAUGGGGUGUUUCUCCUGAUCUGGUUUGAAUGUUGUAAUUGGAACCAGAUGCUGGGAGGGUUAGAUUCUGCUUGCCUGGAGUUGCUUCCCUCCUAUUCCAGGAAUGCUUUUGUUGCAGAAAUAUUGGAAUCAUUUGUGAGGAGUCUUCGAGAUAUUUGGCACUUAGUAUGCUAGUGCUAUUUUCAAACAAUGCAUUCUCAAGUAUACUUUUGCUCUUAUUAACCAAACUGGAACUAUGGGACUCAAUAAACAAUUAAGUAACUGGUUGAAUUUGUGAUAUGAUAUUUUCACAACAGAUAUAUUGCUUCAUGGUCCUUGGAUGUGAAAUAUGUUGCCACUUUUCAAAAUUCUUGUUCCUGUGCUUUUUCUUAGAAAAUUGAAUUUGGAUUUUGUAGGUCACAUAAGGCAACAGAGUUUUGAUACACUUCGGGAAAUUACAAAACUUUGGAGAAUUUUUAAACUCACUUUAAAAAAUAAUUACCAUAGAUUUUCACUUCAGUGUGAAAUAAGUUGUGGAUUGUGUUUCUAGAGGUGAUAUAUACUAAGUGUAAAGUGCAGAGUUGUGCAGGCAUUAAUUUCUUCAAGUAAAAAAAGUUAUUCGUUUAGAGCAAUAUGAGUUUCCCCUGUAAAAUUUUCUUUAAUUAUUCAAUAAGUAAUUGAUAAUUUUUGCCUCUCUGGAAAUAUUUUGGUCAAAGCAUAUUAAGUAGUUCUUAAUAUUGUGCAGGCAGCUCACAUACUGCAGUUAAAUUAUUCCUGUUCCUUCAAAUAUAUCAAGUUCUAGCUCCGUUAAACAGAGUAAAGGCGGGUGCAAUAAUGUAUCAGCUAGCAGUUGUAAUUGAUGCUUGUUAUAUAAAGCAGUCUUCAGGGAAGAAAACUACUCAUCUUGAAAGUGAGUGGGUAAUGAGGUUAAUAUGACAGACUUUCAAAUCUUUAUGUAAUCUUCUCUUAAAGAAAGGAAAUUAACUAGGAUUUAGUUUUGAUGUAUUAGUUUUAUGUAGGCUAUAAAAUUGACAAUAAAAAAUUGUUUUGCAAUUGAUGAAAGGCACGACUAUCUCUACUUAUUAACUAGAACCAACUAUGCUAACUGUACCAGCUAUCUGUAAAUACAAGCUAUGUUUAACUAGACCCCUUCAAACAAAUGUCUGCAGCAAAUCAAAGUCCGCCUGUUAAGGACAACUGCAUAUUCACAAGGCCUGCACUCAGCUUUAUGCAUAGUAGUGAAAAAGAUGCCAGCUGAACUUGUGCCUGUAAUGAUGUGACUUUGGUGUAAUGCUUUUUUUUUUCCUGGUCCGUUCUCAUUUACAUUGCAUUUACAGGAUUCCGAGGAAUUAAAAUGAAUGGAAUAGCUUCUUGACUUCUUUUGGUCAACUUGUCUAAGACAAUGAGACUGAUCAUAUGCUCUGUUCUUUGUUACUUUUUGGCCUCUUGGCUAGUUUUGGGUACCUUUUGACAGAGAUGUAGAUAUCUUGGAUAUGAUUGUUUCUAUAAAUUUCUCCAGUAUUUGGUGCUGGCUAAAUAUGGGGAAUUCCGUACCCUGUAAUCCACAGUGUGAUGCACAGUGAAGGAAAGAAAGCAAUAUAAAUUGGGUGUCUAUUGCCCUUUUUGGACGGUAUGCAGCUGUUCUGUUGGCCAAUUUUUUGCUCUCCUUUAGUGUAUGAACCUUGGGAUUAUUGUACUGGGGAGGGAUGUAAAGGACAAAUGGAAUGGGUAUGUAAGGAAACAUGCUUUGAUUGGUUUGGAGCAAGUUAUUCUGUAAGAAAAAGCCAACUGAAGAAUAGGACAGCUUAAGAAGAGUCAUCUCAGUUGAGUGAGGGAUAAAAUCCAUAAGGUGUUUUUGCACAUAAGUAUAUUUUUGUCUCCAUUUAUUUGGCUGAAAUUGUAAAUAGGAGGACAAAAUAAAGACUAACAGAGACCAAGGAUUCCUGCUUUUUGGUUUUUUUUUUCUUUCCUAAUUUGUAUUUGCAAAAAUUUUGCCCUGAAAAUAUUGUCCCUGGAGAUCAAAACUGCUGUUUGAGCUGGCACCUGAUUAUCUCUCUUACUCUUCUGUAGCUGGAGGUAACCAUUCUGUGUUUGAAGACUUUUUGCAGAAGUUAAGAUGAUACUGUGUCUAAGUUGUGUUACACUAUCCAGCUUUCUCCUCUAGUGGAUGGAGCUGCAUGUUGUGUUUAAAUCCAUGGGGGACUAAAGGUAACAUUGUAAUUUUUGUGCAGAGGACCGGUGCUGGCUGUAAUGUAUAAAAGUUUCCGAGAAGUAUUGAUACAGGUAGAAGCCAAUCACUCAAGACAAGCAACAGCUUUACAACUCUAGGUGGAAGUUCCUUGAUGAUCUUAACAAUGUAAAAAUAACUUUAAAAGUUCUUUUGCUACCUACUCUUCUUUCCUUUGAUCAGAUUUCUAGACUGUUGGACAAGACACUGUCUUAUCCAAUAUCACUGAUGCUAGCAUGAAUUAUAAUUCCUACCCCUGCAGUUCUUAGUUAAUUGAAUUGGUUGCUAGCCUGACUCAAAAAAAAAAUCCUAGCUCCAAUUGGAAGACUGCCAUUAAAUGGAGCACAGAAUCAUGGGUGUGUUUAUCUGCAAGCAGGCAAUAAAACAGCUGUAGGAGCUUUGAGAACUGCUUACUUUGAGCAGUCAGAGAUUCAUUUGUUUGUGUCUUUUAUCUGCUCAAAUAUGUUGGAAAAGGGCAGCUUCCUAGGAGUUUAUCUGCAGCAGAGGUGAGGACUGAUCCAUAGCCUGGGGCUUAGACAAUUUCUGGCCCUUCUGAAUGAAGACACUACAGUACAUUGCUGAGCCAGUUAAGCUUUUGCUUCCAUUCCAACUUAUUGAACCACAUAAAGAACUGUUUAAGAAUAAACUUUUGUAUAUGUUACUAUCUGAAUUGAUGUGCUGGGAUUUCCAAUGGGUGUGGUAAAAAACUGACUUGUAUAAAUGGAUUAUAUAGCUGCUGACAACACAGUUCUUGGCUCUUUGUGAACAUCUUUCUUCUGUAGGUGACGUAGGGUUUGACUGUAGGAUAAUCCUGUGUUUAUCUUCUGACCUGCAAGUAAUUUUGCACUUAUUAAGCAAAAUUAAGCAAUGCCAUGGUAUGCUUAUUAAGGAAGUAUGCUUUUUCGAGCAUCAUACAGCAGGGUUCUUGCCAUAGUCUCUCUCUUUUAUCAUAAUUAUAAAGUAGGACAGUUCAAUAACUAGAUAUGACCCAAAUUAAUACUUCUUAUGAAAAUAAGUUAGGCUACAUAAAUUACGGGCAGAAAGACUUUACAUAAAACUUCAUCUCAGGUGCUUUACUGUUAAAAUUGGAAUCUAGGUUCUUCUUUGUUUUUCAAAGCACACUGAAACAGGUAGAAUUGUGCCAAUAGCUUAGAACUUAUCACUUUCAAGGUCUUUCUUCUCUCAGGCACAAUAUUUGCUCUGAAGCUGUCUCUUCGGGUUAAGUGUUAUUUGCACAGUAUUGUAAUGUACUUGCAUUGUUUGUAACUUAUUUCUCUCUCUUUCUGCGUUGUCUACUACUCAGCAGACAACACGGAAGUUUUUGCCAGCAUUAUAUCGUUAUUGGCUUGUGAAGAACUUGGGAGUAAACUGACAUCCCUGAGCCAGUCUCCUACUCCAAAAGAUUUUUCCAUUUGAUACCUGUGAAUUUUCUGCAAUCCAAAGAUGGCAGCAAAUAAACCUAAAGGACAGAAUUCGUUGGCUUUGCACAAAGUCAUCAUGGUGGGAAGUGGUGGUGUAGGAAAAUCUGCUUUAACACUACAGUUUAUGUAUGAUGAGUUUGUUGAAGACUAUGAGCCCACCAAAGCAGAUAGCUACAGGAAAAAGGUGGUUCUGGAUGGGGAAGAAGUCCAAAUUGAUAUAUUGGAUACAGCAGGGCAGGAGGACUAUGCUGCAAUUAGAGACAACUACUUCCGAAGUGGAGAAGGUUUUCUUUGCGUCUUCUCUAUUACAGAGCUGGAAUCCUUUGCAGCAACUGCAGACUUCAGGGAGCAAAUCUUAAGAGUAAAAGAAGAUGAGAAUGUUCCUUUUUUGCUAGUUGGUAAUAAAUCAGAUUUGGAAGAUAAAAGGCAAGUUUCUGUAGAGGAAGCAAAAAACAGAGCUGAUCAGUGGAAUGUUAAUUAUGUGGAAACUUCUGCAAAAACACGAGCUAAUGUUGACAAGGUGUUUUUUGAUUUAAUGAGAGAAAUUAGAGCCAGAAAAAUGGAAGACAGCAAAGAAAAGAAUGGGAAGAAGAAAAGAAAAAGCCUAGCUAAGAGGAUCAGAGAAAGAUGUUGCAUUUUAUAAUCAAAAGCUUGGAUUCCUUUCCUACCCUGACCAUACUAAUAAAAACCAUAAUUUAUAAGCAUGCCAUUGAAGGCUGAAGUGACUGAAAUUACCCUAACAUGUUGGAAAAUGUAAUGUACCACUAAAAGCAUGAUUUGGAGCGGCACUGAAAGUCAAAUUCACUGAAAAAAAAUUAUGUGGCUUCAAGAGAAGCAAAGUUCAGUCCAUUUCAUAUUUGCCUACCUUCUCACAUUUCUUCUGAAUGUAGUGUUUCAUAGGUAGUCUUUUCUUUAAUAGUGAACAAGAGGGGCAAAGUAUUACUUUGUGGGUUCUUAUAAAGCAUACUUUUUUAUCACUGGUAUUUGUCAGUUCAUCUUGUCUUUUGUUGCCUUGAAAAUUACAAUUGUGAACAUGAUACCUAACAAAGCAGUAUGCAGCUGUUUUGCCAUGGAGUUAUGCAAAUUAAAAAAGAAUAAUGUAUAUGUGAACAGCUAUGUUGAGGAAAACUAAAUGUGGUUCUGCAUUACCUGAUUAACUUAGAAGAGCGAUGUAAUCUUUUACAUUGAAACAUUUGAAUAUGCCUUAACUUUAAAACCCAAACAUAGCAGGUUGCUUAAUCAAGGGUGUAUUUUCAACUCUGUUGCAUGGAGGCUGUCCUCAUGCAUCAGUGCAAGACUGCCCUCUCUGUGGAGCGCAGUUACUUGGAUGAUUUCACUCACUAGCUGUCUGCUAGCAGUGUUUGUUCUUUAAAUGUGUGCCAUACUCUGGUAAUGUGAAUAAUACAGAGCAUAUUCUAUCAUCUGUAACUUGGUAGACAAUAUGGUAUUUUAAAACUAAAAGGUCAGAAUACACAUUAGACUGAAGUCAUAAGCCUAUGGCACAUAAAAGCCUGGAAUUGUUGUUUAAAAUGUAACAUGCUGGUACCUUGAAACUUCCCUUUUGCACAUAGAUUUUUGUCUAGAUGUUCCUUGGGUUUUAACUCCCUGGAAUUGGGUGGAGUGGGGCUGAUCUAGUAGCGCUUAUAUGUUUUGAGUUAAGAUGUUGUCUGGGAAAUUCUGGUUAAUUUCUUUUAUGUUCCUAAUACUUAGCUAUUGGAACAUGGUGUGUUAUGCUGAAGCUCCUUGCAGGUUUUGUACUGUUUAGUCUAUGUUGAUUUUCAAAUGGGGAACAGUGUAGCUACUUUUUCUACUUAAUGUUGAUAUCAAACAAUCAAAUGUGCUUUGCAAUACAGAAACCUUUAACAUGCACAUCCAAAAUCCCCAAACAAAACAUACUGCCUCAGUUGCUUCAGAACAAGAAGAAUACUAGCACAUGGUCAGUGUGCUACAUCUUAACUAAAAAUAUACCAGAAUGUUUGAGGGUUUUAGAAUCCUCUGGGGUGAGACAGCCUAGAUCAAUUCCACAAACUGUUAUACUUUUUAUACAUGUAUAAGCCUAUAACUGACAGUUUAAAAUGUGCUCAAGAAAACUAGGUAACAAAUAUUUAACUUUCAUGCUAACAGAUGUUUUAGGGACUCAAGUCUUAGGAGUUACAUUUGUCAUGUUCAAUAUUUAUCAGUAGGAAUUUUGUAUGUGCAUUUAGUAGACUGCCAAGUGCAGAAUAAAAGUUACUCAUGUAACUGGCAAAUAUAAGCCAGUCUUCAUCUUACUGUGUACUCAUUUGGGUCUAUCUAGCCAGGGAGUCUAACCACUAACAUUGUGACUUAGCUUUGGAACCUGUAUACUGGGAACUGAGGUGUUAUGAAGCCACUGGACACACAAAACUUGUCUUGGCUGAUGCCUUAUCCUGUCCUUUUAUUUGCUAUUUGAGCCAUUGAAAGAUGAAUAAACUUCCAUUUUUCUAAAAUA